CUGCCAUGCUCCGGCCAAGGUGGAACACUCUCUAUUGAUGCUGCCGAGCACACAGGCUCGAACGUCGCCAUAAUUUUAGCAAUAUUCGCCCCGGCCGCCGAAUGGACGUUCCGUCGCCACCGACAGGUUUCCUGAUCAAAUAGAUUCAGCUCAAAAUUCUAAAAUGGGUGGCCCUCCAAGACUAAUUGUGUCAACGACAAGACUGCCAUUCACGACGACACCCUUCAAGUCGUCGGAAGACUUCAGUGACCAAAUAGUUUUCCUAGUAGCAGCAGGUGUCAUAUCAACCAUACUUGUAGUCCUCCUCGUUAUUUUUAUACUGCACUGCUGCAAACAAAGCAAUGACGCCUCGCCGGUUGUCAAGAGCGCGCACAACAGCCGCGAGGGAAGAGUGCACAGCACCAGCAGCUUCAACAGUAGGAAGUCCAUAGACUGCGCGAUCGAGGAAGACGUUCCCUCGAGAGCGACAAGGUAUAGCUGUAGAAUAGGCGAUGAUAGACGAGGCUCCACGCGCUCCCACUAUUCCUUCCCAGGCACGACGGAGAACAAGAAGGACUGCGACUCAGGGGACUACUCCAGAGGGAAGCAGAGCACUCAAAUUAUGCGGGCGGCUAGUGAGGACAACAGCCGCAGCGUGGUCCUCCAGCGACAAUUGUCCAUAAAGACUGUGUCGCCCUUUUUCGCCCGGCAGUGCACGGCCGAGCUAAACGCCUCCGAGCACGUGGAGGUGAAUUUGGACAGCCGUGGCUCCGACUUUGAAGAGUCCGCAUGUUACCACCCCAAAGGGGUGAGUGUCCGUUUGAGCGGCGCCGGCAGUUCGAGUAGCAUCCUCAGCCCCAGGGGCAGUUUUCGCAGGGACAGAACAAAAGUGGCCAUCGUUGACCAAAACUCUUCGCCUCCUGCGAGUCCGGUGGAGGCGGCUGCGGGGGCAGCGGCGCCGCCGACCGUCAACUCGCCGAGGAGGACGCCGCGCAAAGAAGCCUCCAGAGAAACGAGCAAGGGCGGAUUGGAGGUGGUGAUGGAGUGGGACGGUUCGCCGCCGCACCGGGCGCCCAGCACCGACUGGACGCCGCUGGAAAUGGGUCUUUACCACUACAGGGAGGAAUUGUCCAAGCAGCAGUUGAGCGACGAGUCGUCCAGUGACAAGGGCAAAGUCAGAUACAACGACACCGGCAGCCUCGAGGAGGUAAACGCGCAAAGUGGGAUGGUAGAUUACUUCUUAGACGACAUGAUGGAGCACAACCCGACCGACUUCGAGGACUUGCGGCUGCAGUACAAACAAUUGUGGGAGCUGAGGGCGACUUUUGAAGAGGACGACGAGGAAAUCUCCGACUCGCCACCUUCGCAAGAGUUGUCGAGAGUCAAAGUUGAGGAGGAGGAUUACACGAAGAAUAGCACGCCUCUCGAAAAGGAGCCCAUUCUCAACUCGCCGGCUGACCUUUCACCAGACCCGGCGACUAGUCACACCACCUCCUUCGAGUCCAACACGGAGCCCCUGUUGAACGACGACCCGCCUGUCCGGUGGCCACCCCACUUGCUGCAGCUGCCGUCGUACGAGUCCAGGAGACAAACAUACAAAAACGUUUUGACUUCGAGACUCAGGAGAAAAGAGGGUGCGGCCACUUUCCAACCUUUGGUCAUCGAGAACAGCAGCUUCGACUCGAUGGAAACGGUGGACACUGAAGGCUCUUCCACGGACGCCAGUAGAUUAGAGCAGUUAACAACGAGCUUUGAAAGUACAACGGACAACACGGACAGCCUUGGGGAAGGAGGCCAGGGCCACGUGGGCGGCCACAGCACGGGGGCGACGCACAAGUUUUGCCAGCAGGUGCGCGCCGACAGCGGCUACCGCAGCUUUGAGACGCACGCGCCGCGGCUGAGCCAGAAGCAGGACAGCAUCGACCUGGACGAGCCGCUCGAGGGCGGCGCCAACAUUAAGACUGAGGACGAGCUCGCGUCCAAGAAGCGGCGCGAGUUCCACGGCGGACGACGCACCCCCGACUCGCUCUACUUCGAGUCGGUCAACGAGCUCGAGACGGACUCGCGGUCCGGCGGAGAGUCGCCCUCGUCGGUCACCACCACCACCAUCAUGUCCAAGAGGAACAAGGCCAUACUCAUGCCUCGAUACCUAAGGCACAACAAGUAUGUGUACUCGUCGCUGCAGUCACGCGACUAUAGCGUGGACGAAAAGUCAGACGCGCUGUUCCGCGAGUUCAGCCGUUGCGACCCUACAUAUGACGUGCCUCCAGAACGCCAGCACCGUCUCUCGCGCCGCCUCCACCAACACCGCUCCAGCGACUUCGAGCUGCACUACUUCAAGCGCAACCGAAGAGUGUCGCCGCCGCUAAGUCUCGACGGCGACGCCAUCCUCAAAGGGUCAUGCAGCGAGUCCCUCAAAGGUAUUCCAAUCAUCCGGGUAGCCGACGACGACUCGUCAGACUGCGUCUAUUAAUUUCGAAAAAAAAAAAUUUAAUCUCUCGUCCGAAAAAGAAGUAUUUGUUGAAUAACAAAAAGCAUGGAUUUGAAAUUGAAAGAUAAUUGGUUAUUAGGAGGAAAAUGAAUAUUUGUAAUUUUUUAAUUUUGGAAAAUUGAAUUGAUUAAACUUUUGGAUGUAGAUAGAGGAGAGCAAGAGAAAGGAUUUACUCAUUUUCCGUAUUAUAUAAGUAUAUUCUCAAAUUUCCUCAUCAUCAUUAAAAUGUGAUAUUAAACUGUAACCUACUAACUAUCUAAGAAUGAAUUAUACACAAAUUACUGUAUAUAUCAACCAAAACGUAGACACGUUCCCACAAUUAUUAUACAUUGACUCUUUAAUAUUGUAUAAUGUAUAGGAAAUUUAAAUAUCAGUGUAAACAUCUGCUGAAUUCAUCAGUACAUUGCCCUAUAUAUUGAUAAUGUUAAUUAAAAAUCAUUAUACUUGUUAAAAUGACUGUAGUGGCUAGAAAAAAUUCGUCACCUUCAUUAUAGAGCAUGCAAAAUUUCAGUAGAAAAAAGCUGUUGAAAUGAGAGUGUGAAGAAGUGUCCCAUAUUUUCAUAAAAACGAUAGAUAGGCAACACCUUUUUAUACAGGAAAUCAAGCGUACAUGCGCGAAAAUGUGGAGAGACGUAUAAGAAGAACACAUUCAGAAAUUUGCAUAAAAUAACCCGAUCUCAUUUAUUUCUUCAAAAUUUGUCCUCAAAAAAUAAAAUUAAUUUGUAGUACAUGCAAAGAAGAUUGUGGUUAAAAUGUAGUUAACUUCAAAGAGAUUUGAACUGUAGUUAGCAAAAUAACAAGCAAGCUUAUAAAAGCGAAUGAGAUUAUAUAAUGCUUGAUUGGGAACAUUCCAUUUGAUUUGAGUGGUCUCUGUUCUGUCCAUGACGGCAGCAACAGAGGAUUAGUCAUAAUCAAUUUAAUUUGAUUGUAGUGAGUAGCGAAAUUAAUGUUACGAUCAAUUCAAACAUCAAGGUUAGUUGACAGAAGAUAGGAAAAAUAAAAAUAAAAUGUAGUCAGAGAGAAGACGCCGGAUAAUCUCAUUUUUGAGGACCAAUUUUAAAAUUUAAUGUUUUCCAAAUGAGUGUUAUUUUCUAGCUGUGUUGAUGAGAUUUUGUGAAUUCUUUCAUGUCUUUUAAAAGCAUUGGCUAAGAUUGUCAAUCACUAAUAAAAGAUGACACUAUAAAAAAAGCAGUGAUUUUGGUUGUUUAUGGGAUAGUUUUUCAGAGAUAUUACAUAUUAUGCGUUGAACUUUUUUUUAAGAUCCUUUAGAGCUACAAUGUAAUGCCGUAGUUAUAGUUCACAAAAAUUAGGAACGAAAAAUGUAUUUUUCACAAUCAAAUUACUGCUUCUCUCAGGUGACAAUUUAUUAAAACUAGAGACUUUUCCAAAUCCUGUAUUUAAAUCUAGAAACAAAAUCUUGAUUUGUCUCCUCUUAAGCUUAACAUGUAUUCAAAAUACGAUCUCUUUUUUGAAUAAAUACACAAAACUUACGACUAA
Molecule: messenger RNA, 3967 nt
Organism: Neocloeon triangulifer
Lineage: Eukaryota; Metazoa; Arthropoda; Insecta; Ephemeroptera; Baetidae
Exons: 14
Coding region: 164-2452 (762 amino acids)
Biological process (GO): negative regulation of voltage-gated calcium channel activity; negative regulation of calcium ion-dependent exocytosis
Cellular component (GO): secretory granule; plasma membrane
Molecular function (GO): transmembrane transporter binding
Source: RefSeq, a predicted model, not a curated record